AUUCCAACGAAAAACUGGAGAAUCAUAUCAUAGAUUGCAACAAGUUGAAUGACUGUGCAGUCAUCCUGCCAACAGAGGCCAACAAGUGGCUCAGUUUUACUAAUUACAGCAGAAGGGAACGGAUUCCAUUCGUGGUGUACGCUGACCUGGAAUGCAUUCUAGAGAAAACGCCAAACGAAGAAAAAAAAUCGUAUGUGUAUCAGCAUCAUAAAGUACAUAGUGUAGCUUAUUAUGUACGAUGUUCCUACGAUGAAUCAUUAUCCGCAUAUCAGUGUCGUCGCGAUCCGAAUUGCAUUUCGUGGUUCGUCGAGGAACUUAAACAAUUGGGGCAUCGUAUAAAAGUUAUUUUGUAUAAUAAUACCACUAUGAAAAUUUUAUCACAAGAACAGUGUGCAGCAUUUUAUAGCGCAACGCACUGUCGUAUAUGUGAAAAAUCAUUCGCGGUGGGGGAUAUACGCGUACACGAUCAUUGCCAUUUAACCGGGCAAUACAGGGGUCCUGCACAUUCCAAUUGUAAUUUAAAUUAUACAGAUUCCUAUUAUAUUCCGAUAGUCUUUCAUAACUUAUCAGAUUACGACGCUCAUUUUAUUAUCAAGGAAGUAGCCACCGCAUUCGAAGGUCACGUCGAUGUACUACCAAUAACGAAAGAAAAAUAUAUUUCAUUUACCAAACAUAUUAAAGAUACAACAAGUAAAACAUCAGACUGGCGAAAUCAUAUUAAAUUGCGAUUUAUUGAUUCGUACAAAUUUCUCAGUACCAGUCUCGAUAAAUUAGCAUCGUUUCUCACUGGAGACAAAUUAAAAAUUCUUCAAUCCGAAUUAAAAAACUUAUCCAGCAAAGAUUUUGAUUUAUUAACGCGAAAAGGUGUCUUUCCGUACGAAUAUGUGGAUUGUAAUGACAAGCUGCAGGAUCAAUGUUUGCCACCGCGCGAGUUAUUCUACAGUUCGUUGACAGAUGAUAUAGUAUCUAAGCGCGAUUACACGCACGCCGUAAAUAUAUGGGAGCAGUUUUCUAUUCAAACCUUAGAUGAAUAUAGCGAUUUGUACCUGAAGACUGAUGUUUUGUUAUUGGCUGAUAUUUUCGAAAAUUUCCGCGAUAGUUGUAUCAAAAGUUACGGUCUAGAUCCCGCGCAUUAUUAUACACUGCCAGAUUUCACGUGGGACACGAUGUUAAAACAUACAAAAAUUAAUUUUGAAUUGUUCACAGAUAUUGAUAUGGUAAUGUUUAUCGAACGCGGUGGUAUACGUGGUGGUCUGAGUCAGUGUUCCGGUAGAUAUGCAAAAGCCAAUAACCAAUACAUGCAGUCUUACGACCCAUCGAAGCCAUCCUCAUACCUCAUGUUGAUUUGGAGUAUCCCCAACACCUACAUGAUGCACACGUAGAUCUACCAUUCUGUCCGA
Messenger RNA from Harpegnathos saltator (Jerdon's jumping ant), 1400 nucleotides. RefSeq lists its product as uncharacterized. Bases 366 to 1382 code for a protein of 338 amino acids. NCBI's taxonomy places the organism in Eukaryota, Metazoa, Arthropoda, Insecta, Hymenoptera, Formicidae. Gene Ontology annotation, biological process: DNA replication. The transcript is spliced from 2 exons. The record is from RefSeq and is a predicted model, not a curated record. Gene Ontology annotation, molecular function: DNA-directed DNA polymerase activity; DNA binding; nucleotide binding.